Messenger RNA from Aphanomyces invadans, 1263 nucleotides. RefSeq lists its product as hypothetical. Gene Ontology annotation, cellular component: cytoplasm. The record is from RefSeq and is a predicted model, not a curated record. The transcript has 3 exons. Bases 68 to 1126 code for a protein of 352 amino acids. NCBI's taxonomy places the organism in Eukaryota, Oomycota, Saprolegniomycetes, Saprolegniales, Verrucalvaceae. Gene Ontology annotation, biological process: protein transport.
UACAGAUCGUGGGCGGCGCCGAAAAUAACCCAUUUGGCCAUCGAAAUCUUGGCGAGGGGAGCGGAAGAUGGGAUUCCUUGGCACGAAAGGCAAGAUUCGCGUCAACGUGGACAAGCCGUACUACAUUUCUGGCGACGUUAUCAUGGGCAACCUGUCGGUCGAAGUCCAUGAGCCCAUCGAAUGCAACAGCGUCGUACUCGUGGUGUGUGGAAAGGAAAAAGUGCAUUGGACGGAAAGCCACACCGAGUCGUCGAACGGCGAGAGUCGCACCGUGACUCGAACGUAUGCCGACCGCCGCGAAUUCUUCAAGCAAUCGAUGGUGCUCUUUAACGUCCAGCACAUGCUCGCUCCCGGCAGCUACAUCUACCCGUUCCAGUACCAACUCCCGCCUGGUCUUCCCGGCUGCUUCGACAACCAAGGAGGCAGUGGCGUCAAAGCCAAGAUCGAGUACUCGAUCAAAGGAUCGGUCGACGUGGCCGGCAUCUUCAGCAGGGACCUCAAGAGUCGCCAGAAGCUCACCGUGUACGCUCAGCUGGCUGGUGUCGUCGCCCCGAGUUCCGACCGCAAGGUCCAAACCGUGCGUCUGUUUUGCUGCGUCGCGCAAGGCCAGUGUUCGAUGCGCGCUGUCAUGGACAAAAACAUGUACGGCCCUGGCGAAGUCCCCCAGAUCCACGUGGACGUACAGAAUCAAUCGUCCCGCGACGUCCGCGUCAUGCGGUGCGAACUCCGCCGCCAUGUCGUCGCGCAUGCAUCGGGCUCGACACGCCGAAUGACCACGACCAUUUGCCACGCCGACUUUCCAGGGGUGCCAGCCGGUCAAUCGGUAUCGCAGCCCCAAUCGUUUCAACUCGUCGGGACCGCCAUGUACCCGUCCACGCGGUCCGCGCUCGUCUCGUGCAACUACACGAUCGACAUCGUGUGCGACAUCGCCCUUUGCCCCGACGUCGAGCUGCACUUGCCCAUUGCACUGGGGGCGCCGACGCUUGUCCCCGUCGUGGCGGCCCCACCACCAGGAGCCUACCAACUGCCUCCGCCUGGUGCGACCCCGCAGCAGCCCCCCUCUGGGGCGUACAUGUCCCCGCAGCCCACCCAGGCGCCAUUUGAUCCAUCGAAGUCGGACGUGUAACUCGACCAUAGCACUGGAGCCAUCCUCAUGGAAAUCGCACGUACUCCUUCAUUCGAUCCAUCGCACGUGGGACACGAUUGUGGUUCGGGCCGCUUUGAGAACGGCGGCUCGGCGCACAUCCUUUUCGAUUCCUUCUU